GACAGCAGGGGGGAACACCAAUGGGGCACAACAGUUUAACAUAUCUAACUCAAAGAUCCCUGGGAGCGAUACACUGUGCCUCUCUUACAGAGAAGUAUCUUGUCUCCAGGGGAGAGCAAGGAUCUCGGGCCCAGCGGGCUCCUCCGUACCCACAGUAAGGAUCACUCAAGAUCAAAACAGUCAUUCUUCCAGAGGUAUGGGGCUGGUGGUGAGAGUGUUCAAUCCCAGGAAGUCUCCUUGGGCAGCACUCCAGUCCCAAGGGAAGGGCUUCCCACCACAGACAUCCUGCUCCUAGGAAAACCAUAGGGGUUAUAACCUGGUCUGGUCAGGGCUUGUGGACAUACAUGGUAAUAGUCCAGAAAUUUCUCAGGACUGAGGCAGGCCUCUUAUUACCUGGGGACCCUCUAUGUUGACCAAGAGGUCCUGCCCUUCUUGUUCCCCCCACAAAGGCAGGGUUGGGGUCAUGGUGCACAUGGUGCAGAUGUGGAGUGGGGAUGUGAGGAACAAAAGCGAAAAAGGUGUAAAAGGGCAUGAAAGGCUGGCAGCCACCUCAAACCAGCCAGGGAAUGGGGUGGGAUCCCCCUGACACAGCCUGUAGAAGCUGUAUUUCAGUGUUAUUCCAGAAAUACAGAAGUCACAGUAUAUAUUUCUACUACUGGGAAUAUUCUUUUGUGGGUUAAGAUGGGCUUUUCAUACACAGCUGUUCAAAAGAACCUUUUCUCCCCUCUCUGUCUUCAGCCUGAGCAAAAGACGUGGCUGAGUUUGCUCACAGCAUGGAUAACAGCAGUGGUCCUGUUUUUCUCCUUACCUUGCUCCUGCUGCAGAACACGAGCAGCCCCAAAGCCUCCACCCUUCCUGCUGGCUAUGAGAUGGCAGAACCUCCACCCCCAGGAGCCGGCUCCAGCAUGAACCACUCUCUGGUAGAAUAUGGGCUGAGGCCGGGGGAAGUCGCAGCUGCCACCGUGGUUUGGGGAGCUCUGUGGCUGAUCUCUGUCCUGGGAAACUUCCUCGUCUGCUUAGUGAUCCACAGGAGCAGGAGGACACAGUCCACCACCAACUACUUUGUGGUGUCCAUGGCCUGUGCAGACCUCGUGAGCAGCGUGGGGAGCGCGCCCUUCUUGCUGCUGCAGCUGAGCUCUGGGCAGUGGAUGCUGGGCAGCAGGGUGUGCCAGCUGGUCAGAUACAUCCAGUACCUCACGCCUGGAGUCCAGAUCUAUGUGCUCCUCGCCAUCAGCGUGGAUCGAUUCUACACCAUUGUCUACCCCCUGAGCUUCAAAGUGUCCAGGGGGAAAGCCAAAAAAAUGAUUUUGACCUCUUGGCUCUGUGGUGCUGUGUUUGCAUCACCAGCCUGUUUUCUCUAUGGCUCCAACAGUGACCACCACUGCAACUUUUUUCUUCACAGUUCUUGGCAAGGAUCUGCCUACAGUAUCAUCCACCUCCUCUUGGUGUUUUUGAUCCCAUCCCUCCUCAUUAGCCUUUUUUACCAGAAAGUCAUUAAGUACAUUUGGAGAAUAGGCACGGAUGGAAUGACUGUCAGGAGAACAACAAAUAUUGUUCCAAGAACAAAAGUAAAAACCAUCAAGAUGUUCUUAAUGUUAAACUCAAUGUUUCUCCUGUCUUGGCUGCCUUUCUUCACAGUACAGUUGUGGCACCCGCAGGAAACAGACUACAGAAAGAGCUCCUUGCUUUUCCUGACAAUCACCUGGAUCUCCUUCAGUUCCUCAGCCUCUAAACCAACCCUCUACUCAAUCUAUAAUGCAAACUUCAGAAGAGGGAUGAAAGAAACUUUUUGCAUGUCUGCCAUGAAAUGCUACAGAAGCAAUGCAUACACCAUCACCACCAGUUCCAGGAUAGCAAAAAAAAAUCAUGUUGGUAUUGCAGAUAUUCCAGCUACAGCCAAAAGUGUCACCAAAGACUCCACCUAUGACGCUUUUAACAGAGAAGCCAAGGAAAGAAAGCUUGCCUGGCCUAUUCCGUCCAAUCCCCCAAAUACAUUUGUCUAGUGGGCUUUGUUGUUUUGAAAAGUUACUCCAUACCCCCAGAAGAAGGAAUUUUCUCUCCUUUUGAACAAAUGUAUAGCUACAUAUUUUUAACCGAGCUUUUUGGGGGGAGUGGGUGGGGGGAAGAGAUGUUUUAUUUUAUUAAAUGCCUUGGGUUUGAUGCAUUUGUUCAAUUUCAUUUUGGUUACUACACCCUGCUUUAAGAAACUCUUCUCCCAGAAUCUCAAGCAAUGUUUAUCUGCAAAACAAGGAUCCUUAUGCUCUCUAUCUGUAGGGAAAAUGGAAAGAAAGAAAAGCUGCUUGUUUUAAUCCCUUUACAAAAUGGGUGCAUAAAUGCCUAAAUCCACUCAAAGUCAU
This is a messenger RNA of Poecile atricapillus (Black-capped chickadee), 2357 nucleotides long. Its product is annotated as probable G-protein coupled receptor 19. NCBI's taxonomy places the organism in Eukaryota, Metazoa, Chordata, Aves, Passeriformes, Paridae. Gene Ontology annotation, biological process: G protein-coupled receptor signaling pathway. Bases 774 to 2003 code for a protein of 409 amino acids. Gene Ontology annotation, cellular component: plasma membrane. Gene Ontology annotation, molecular function: G protein-coupled receptor activity. The record is from RefSeq and is a predicted model, not a curated record. The transcript has a single exon.